CCUUAUGGGCUCCUAAUGGGGGUCACGCACGGCCGCUUUAUGGCCCCGGCAGCGAUAAGGCGGCGGCUAAUUGCGGCGGCACCAAUUAGCCGGCGGGUGCGCUGCUCCGCUGCCGGGAACGGCGCCCGGCAACGCUCGGGCUCGGUCCCGGGCUCGGGCUCGGUCCCGGGGGCGGGGCGGGGGUCGGGGCCGCCCGCGGCGCGGUGUAACCCGAGCGCCGCCCUACAAAGUGCCCGCGCCCGCGGCGGCGGCAGAGCGCGGCCAAGGCGGCGGCGGAGCCAGCUCCAGGCCGGGGGCCGCCAUGGGGACGGGGCGCUGAGCCCGGUACGGCUCGGUACGGCUCGGUACGGCACGGUACGGGUCGGUACGGGUCGCUACGGCACGGCCCCGGAGGCGGCGGCGGCGGCGGCGGACUUUGCCCCGGUCCUCCCCGCACCGCGCGGGUGGCUCCGCCGGGGGAGCCGCGCACCGCCGGAGGCCGGGAAGAUGCGGCCGCUCUGGCACGUCCUGGCCGGGCUGCUGCUGGCGGCUCGGCCCGCCGCCUCCCGCCGAGGGGCGAUGGAGACAGAGCUGUUCGAGAGCCCCUUGCUGGAGUCGGAGGAGGAACAUCUCCUGCUGGACCCAGGCAACGUGCUGAAGCUGUACUGCGACGCCAACCACAGCGGUGCCAGCGUGGUCUGGUACAAGGAGUCCAGGCCGCUGGUCCCGGGGGGCCGCGUCCAUCUCCAGCAGAGCUUGUUGGAGAUCUCCGAGGUCGCCUACGAGGACUCGGGGCUCUACGUGUGCCGGGCCCGGGGCACCGGGGAGAUCCUGCGCAACUUCACCAUCUCCGUCGUGGACUCGCUGGCAUCGGGCGAUGACGAUGAAGACAGCGAUGGGGACGGCCCCCACGGAGACCGCGGUGAGGAGCCCGUCUACGUGCACAGAGCGCCGUACUGGACCCACCCGCACCGGAUGGACAAGAAGCUGUACGCCGUCCCCGCGGGGAACACCGUCAAGUUUCGCUGCCCGGCCUCGGGCAGCCCCAGCCCCAGCAUCCGCUGGUUCAAGAACGGGCGUGAAUUCCGGGGGGAGCACCGCAUCGGGGGCAUCCGGCUCCGGCACCAGCACUGGAGCCUGGUCAUGGAGAGCGUGGUGCCCUCCGACCGCGGCAACUACACCUGCCUGGUGGAGAACAGGUUCGGGAGCAUCCGCUACAGCUACCUGCUGGAUGUGCUGGAGAGGUCCCCGCACCGGCCCAUCCUGCAGGCAGGGCUCCCCGCCAACACCACGGCCCUGGUGGGCAGCGACGUGGAGUUCUUCUGCAAGGUGUACAGCGACGCCCAGCCCCACAUCCAGUGGCUGAAGCACAUCGAGGUGAACGGCAGCAGCUACGGCCCCGACGGGGUGCCCUACGUGCAAGUGCUCAAGACUGCAGAUAUCAACAGCUCGGAGGUGGAGGUGCUGUACCUGCGCAACGUCUCCAUGGAGGACGCGGGCGAGUACACCUGCCUGGCGGGGAACUCCAUCGGCCUCUCCUACCAGUCGGCCUGGCUCACCGUGCUCCCAGAAGAGGAGCUGGUGCGAGAGGCCGAGCCCCCCGAGGCCAAGUACACGGAUAUCAUCAUCUACACGUCGGGCUCGCUGGCCGUGGCCAUGGCCAUCAUCAUCGUGGUGCUGUGCCGGAUGCAGACGCAGUCGAGCAAGCAGCCCCUGGAGCCCAUGGCGGUCCACAAGCUCUCCAAAUUCCCGCUCAUCCGGCAGUUCUCCCUGGACUCCAGCUCCUCCGGGAAGUCCAGCACGUCCCUGAUGCGCGUCACUCGCCUCUCCUCCAGCUGUGCCCCCAUGCUGGCGGGGGUCAUGGAGCUGGACCUGCCCCUCGACUCCAAGUGGGAGUUCCCCCGGGACAAGCUGGUGCUGGGCAAGCCCCUGGGAGAGGGCUGCUUCGGGCAGGUGGUGCGGGCAGAGGCGUACGGCAUCGACAGGGAGCGGCCGGACAGAGCCGUCACCGUGGCUGUGAAGAUGCUCAAAGACAAUGCCACCGACAAGGACCUGGCCGACCUCAUCUCCGAGAUGGAGAUGAUGAAGCUGAUGGACAAGCACAAGAACAUCAUCAACCUCCUGGGCGUCUGCACGCAGGACGGGCCGCUGUACGUGAUCGUGGAGUUCGCAGCCAAGGGCAACCUGCGCGAGUACCUCCGCGCCCGGCGCCCUCCCACGCCCGACUACACCUUCGACAUCACGGCGCUGCCCGAGGAGCAGCUCUCCUUCAAGGACCUGGUGUCCUGCGUCUACCAGGUGGCCCGCGGCAUGGAGUACCUGGAGUCCAAGCGGUGCAUCCACCGCGACCUGGCUGCCCGCAAUGUGCUGGUCACAGCAGAGAGCGUGAUGAAAAUCGCCGACUUCGGCUUGGCCAGGGACGUCCACGACAUCGACUACUACAAGAAAACCAGCAACGGCCGCCUGCCCGUGAAGUGGAUGGCACCAGAGGCUCUGUUUGACCGCGUCUACACCCACCAGAGCGACGUGUGGUCCUUUGGGAUCCUGAUGUGGGAGAUCUUCACCCUGGGCGGCUCCCCCUACCCCGGCAUCCCCGUGGAGGAGCUCUUCAAGCUGCUGAAGGAGGGGCACCGCAUGGACCGGCCGUCCAACUGCACCCACGAGCUGUACAUGCUGAUGCGGGAGUGCUGGCACGCCGUGCCCUCGCAGCGCCCCACCUUCAAGCAGCUGGUGGAGGGGCUGGACAAGAUCCUGGCGGCCGUCUCGGAGGAGUACCUGGACCUCUCCAUGCCCUUCGAGCAGUACUCGCCCUCCUGCGAGGACACCACCAGCACCUGCUCCUCGGACGACUCCGUCUUCACCCACGACCCGCUGCCGCUCGCCCCCUGCCUCUUCACCUACCCCAGCGUGAGGACUUAAGGGCAGGGCAGGGCAGGGCGAUGCCGUGGAGCGGAUCCAAGCAGGGCUGUUCCCUGCUGCACCCAGCGUCAGCAGCGCAGGGGGUGCCCCCCUCCCCGGGGAACGGGCUCCUUUCCCCCCCCAUUUCUGCACAAAGCCUCCAGUCCUGGCCGGGUCCCAGCAAUGCAGGGCUGAGCGAGCCUCUGCCUGGUGUUGGGGGGCAGGGGGGGCACUGCACCACGGUGCCCCCGGGGCGCAGGGCUGUGUCCAGGGUUUGGAUGGAAGCGUCUCCUGGCGGGAGCCCCGCUGCCUGCCUCUGUACAUAGCCAUAGAGAUGAAUAUUUAUGUACGUGAAAUAUCGACCUGAUAAAUUAUUUUUUUUUGGAAUAGA
This is a messenger RNA of Anas platyrhynchos (mallard), 3268 nucleotides long. It is a transcript of the gene FGFR4, whose product is annotated as fibroblast growth factor receptor 4. NCBI's taxonomy places the organism in Eukaryota, Metazoa, Chordata, Aves, Anseriformes, Anatidae. Gene Ontology annotation, biological process: multicellular organism development; regulation of bile acid biosynthetic process; fibroblast growth factor receptor signaling pathway. Gene Ontology annotation, cellular component: signaling receptor complex; plasma membrane. The record is from RefSeq and is a predicted model, not a curated record. Gene Ontology annotation, molecular function: ATP binding; fibroblast growth factor binding; fibroblast growth factor receptor activity.